GCGGCCCCUCCCUCAGUGUGCGUCCCCGUCUGCGUCUGCAUGCGCGCGCGCUCUGAGGGGACGAAGAGAAGCAAGCACACGGCGAUCGCAUUGGACGAGGUCGAAGGGAAGAGAAGAGAAGAGAAGAGUGGAACGAGGGAAAAGGGAAAAGGAUGAAAGGAUAGCGAGAGAGACAAGGGCACAGAUUGGAUGAAGGGGAGAGUGGUGGUGGUGGUGAGCACUGUCACGGUACCACAUUCCGAUCAGAGAUCAUCAACUCGAGUAUCGUCGCAUUGUAGAGAGAGAGAGAGAGAGAGAGGGAGAGGGAGAGAAUAUGCACGGGAGGGAUUCUCCGCGGUGGAUUUGCAUUGUGAAGUAAAAAGGUGUCAUUCCGAUAAUCGCCAACAACAAGUUGACACAAUGGAAGAAGCUAUAGAGCAACUCCAGGCCAAAGACACUAAGGAAAGAAUGGCCGGAGUAGAGAGGCUUCAAACGCUUCUGGAACAGAGUCGAAGGGGACUUUCGGCGACGGAAGUUGGAAGCCUUGUGGAUGCAUCGCUAGUUUUGCUCAGAGAUAACAAUUUUAGGGUAUCUCAAGGGACAUUGCAGGCAUUGGCCUCGGCUGCCGCUCUGGCUGGUGAGCACUUGAAGCUGCACUUCAACUCGUUGCUUCCCGCCAUCGUCGAGCGCUUGGGGGAUGGGAAGCAACCUGUACGUGACGCAGGGCGACGGCUUCUCCUGGCACUUAUGGAGAUUUCUUCUCCAACUAUCAUCGUUGAAAGAGCCGGAAAUUACGCUUGGGCUCAUAAGAAUUGGAGGGUACGCGAGGAGUUUGCUCGUACUGUGGCUUCAGCCAUCAACUUGUUUGCGGCUGUGGAACUUCCAUUUCAAAGGCUGCUUUUACCUUCAGUUUUGCAGCUUCUGGAGGAUUCUAAUAGCAGUGUAAGGGAAGCAGCCAUGAUAUGCCUGGAGGAAAUGUUUCGGCAGGGAGGUUCUCAAUUUCGGGAUGAACUUCAACGCCACCAUCUACGACCAGCACAGCUGAAAGACAUCACCUCGAGAUUUGAGAAAAUUGAGCCUGUCCGUCCUUCGUUCGAGAGGUUAGCAAGUCAGGCUCCACCACCGAGUCAUUUCAACAUGACAAGUCAGUAUGGGGCAACGGAACACAAAGCCGCUGCACCAGCAGCAAAUCCCCGACGCUGUAGCCCUAAGGCUAAGCCUGCGUCAAGUGAUACUUCGUCAUUGAACGGUGAAAACGAUGCUGGCGAAAAGCCCGUCGACCCAAUUCGAGUUUAUUCCGAUAAAGAACUAACGAAAGAAGUAGAAAAAGCUGCUGCUAUGCUUACACCCGAGCAGGACUGGUCUGUUCGAAUUUCAGCAAUGCAAAAGAUCGAGGGGCUAGUCGCCGGAGGUGCAACGGAGUACUCGUGCUUCAUGUCCUUGAUGAAGCAGCUCGUGCCUCCUCUGACCAUUCAACUCUCUGAUCGUCGUUCGAGCAUUGUCAAGCAGGCUUGUCACCUUCUAAACAUGAUAUCAAAGGAACUUCUUCAAGACUUCGAGCCUUUUGCCGAGGCGUUCAUACCUGUUCUGUUCAAGAUGGUUGUUAUCACUGUACUGGUGAUUGCGGAAUCAGCAGAUACCUGCAUUAAAACCAUGCUCCGAAAUUCGAGAGUAAGUCGAGUGCUGCCUAAGUUAAUGGAGUGUGCGAAGCACGAUCGAAACGCUGUUUUGCGAGCAAGGUGUUGCGACUACGCUCUCCUAGUUUUGGAGCAAUGGGGUGAUUCUCCGGAAUUGCAGCGCUCAGUUGAGCUUUACGAGGAGCUUAUCAAGACUUGUGUUGGUGAUGCCAUGAGCGAGGUUCGAUCCAUCGCUAGGAUGUGUUAUCGCGUCUUUUGCAAAUGCUGGCCAGAGAGAUCUCGGCGACUAUUUGUGUCCUUCGAUCCUUCUGUCCAGAGGCUUUUGAAUGAGGAAGAGGGUGGUUUUCAAAAGCGGUAUGCAUCACCUUCCGUGCGAGAUCGCGGUUCACAUGGGCAUCAAAGCCACUUGAGGCAAUCUACCACCGUGCCCAUCACUGCCAGUGUUCAUCAAGCAGUUAGUCAUAACCCAUCAGGCUCAGGGCCAUACUCCAACUCUUCAGCAGUGAAUGCGGACAGAAGUACGAAUGCCCUUUCUGGAUUAGGGGCUCUUCAUCUGAACAGUGCAUAUCAAAGAAAGUCUGCUGAACUCGGAACGGAAAGAACUCAAGAAGUCUUACAAGCGAGCCAGGAACGUGUAAAUGCUAUAGAGAGCAUGCUCAGGGAAGUCGAUAUGAGCGAUAAAGGAGCAAGUCGGUCUUCUUUGAGGGAACCAGUGGGUGGCAGUUACAGAAAGAUCCAUGCGGCAUCUGUGGCCCAGCGUGUUGGGGUUGAUCCACCAUCUGCUCGAGAUCCUCCACAUCCUGCCUCUGCACCCGCUUCUCAUCAGAGUUCUAAUCGAGCUCUCAUCUCGGGAAACUCUGCCUCAUCUUUCGUUCGGAACAACGUUACUUCGGGUUCUGUCUCAGGAGCUGGCAUGGGAAACUUCACAACCCAGUAUGCUGGAUCUUCAGAUCCUGGAAAGAACUCACACGCUCUUGGUCGAGACGGUCUUCACGCCCUCGGUCGAGAAGCGGAUCUCUCACAUUCGAGUUCUAUAGCCCGGAGCAUGAGCAUGGGAAACCAGUUUUCGGGCAACCAGUAUAGUACAGGAGUUGCUGCACAAAGAGUAGUUCUUGAUCGGCAUGGAUUAAUGGGUGCAAAUGGAGAUGUUGGAGGGCCUAAGCGAAUCAUAAGGCCUGAAUAUGUGGAGAAAGGUGCACUGGAAGCCAAUGGUAUCCCUGGUUUUCAAAGGCCAUUGCUUAGGCAGAGUACUUCUGGAAGGUCUUCAGCGAGCAGCAGAAGUAGUGUUGAGGAGAACACUGUGCUUGCUGGACUAAACGUGAUUGGGGAAGCUCAUAGUUACAUGGACGGUUUGAUGUCUCUAAAUGAUGCUCUGACUGAAGGUUUGAGUGUAAAUGCCGAUUGGUCUGCACGAGUUGCAGCUUUCACUUUCUUAAGAAAGCUCCUGCAACAAGGUCCGAAAGGCCUCCAGGAGAUCACUCAAAAUUUUGGCUUGGUUAUGAAGCUUUUUUCUGCACAUCUGGACGAUCCACAUCAUAAAGUAGCGCAUGCUGCUUUGGCCACUCUUGCAGAGCUCGUACCUGCUUGCCGCAAGUCCUUCGAAGCGUACUUAGAAAGGAUAUUACCACAUGUAUUUGCCAGAUUGGUUGACGCCAAAGAGGUCAUUCGACAGUUAGGUACAACCGCUCUAGAAAUAGUUGGCAACACGUACAGCAUAGAUUCCUUGCUACCUGCUUUGCUCCGCUCUCUGGAUGAACAGAGAUCACCAAAAGCGAAGAUGGCUGUGAUUGAGUUUGCCAUUGCAGCAUUUGCAAAGUUAGCUCUUAAUGGGGAGGCUGCUGGAGGAAGUGGCCUUCUGAAACUCUGGCUUGCCAAGCUUGGUCCACUUGCGAACGAUCGAAAUUCAAAAUUGAAGGAAACCGCAGUCACCGGGAUAAUCUCUGUUUAUUCUCAUUUCGACUCGACAACAGUGUUGAAUUUCAUCCUGGGUUUAUCAAUCGAGGAGCAAAGUCAUCUGCGACGAGCUCUGAAGCAGUAUACUCCUCGCAUUGAGGUAGACCUCAUGACCUACUUGCAGAACAGGAGUCAGCGUGCUGCUCGAGUCAAAGGUGCUCAUGACCAUUCAGACGCCGCUUCAGCGACAUCCGAUAGUUUCACUACACCUACUGGAAGAGCCUAUUCUCUGCUGACCGGCAACCAGUCUUCAACCGGGUAUGGCUCCGGCUCCUUCAACAGUGAUGGUGGUGGUAGAAAGUGGACAGCCACUCAAUCAGAUGCAGUGCACACAGGCAAUAGAGUGCCUACAUCCCAUUCGGCAGGAAGUGAGUCUAAUAUACCGACUUACAGGAGCUUUGACUCCACAGGUAAUUCAGGUGAUCUUAGUCAUUUGAGUGCCUAUUCUGGGAGAACCAAGGAAGUUGCGAACCCAAGUGAAAGCAAUAGUCAUUCAAAUUUAUAUCUUGGAAGAAUCAAGGAGGGAGCUAAUGGAACCGAUGGAAAUGAAGAGAGGACAGCGGAGAGAGAGAGGUCAGCAGCCUGGUUAAGCCAGGUUCAGGCUCGCCGAAUGACUAUAGACACGAGACAUGAUUAUGGUAAUUCUCCUUUAAACGAGGCCCAGAGCAUGGUCAACUCUGAACAAAGGGCUGCCGCCGGUGCUUCUCCCGGGACUAGACUCAUGAGUCAGAUGCAACCUGAACCUACGCCUAAAUAUGAUGACCACCAGGCAACACAAAAGACUCACCACAGAGUUCUGUCUCAAGAUUCAAACUCAAAUGUUCCCAACCUUCUCCAUCAGAUGACAAAUUGGGGCAGUGGCAAACCGUCCAAGGAGAAGCAGGAAGCUCUUCAGGAGUUAUCGAAGAUAUCAAGUUCGAAUGAUGUUGCAGUCUGGGCGCAGUACUUCCACCAGAUAUUAACCGUUGUGCUUGAAUCACUCGAUGAUCCUGAUGCCGUCCUCAAGGAACUUGCUCUGACAGUUAUAUAUGAGAUGCUCAGCAAUCAGAGAGAUAGGCUUUUAGAAUCGACAGAAGUCCUACUAGAAAAGCUUCUCCAUUCGACGAGGGACACAGAUACUAAGGUAUGCAAUGCAGCGGAUCGUUGUCUCACUACAGUUCUGACAGAGUUUGAUCCAUACCGAUGCUUGACCGUUGUGGUGCCCCUUCUUGUCAGCGAAGAUGAAAAGGCUCUUGUGACUUGCAUUGGUUCUUUGACGAAGUUGGUGAGCCGUCUUCCUUCUGAAGAACUUAUGGCGCAGCUACCUUCAUUUCUACCCGCUUUAUUUGAUGCAUUUGGCAACCAAAAUGCAGACGUACGGAAGACUGUCGUGUUCUGUCUUGUGGACAUCUAUAUUGUCCUUGGGAAGGCAUUUGUGCCAUAUCUUGGAAGUCUUAGUAGCACCCAGCUGCGGCUUGUGACGAUAUAUGCCAAUCGCAUAUCUCAGGCGAGAACGGGAGCGCCAAUGGAAGCUCAAAAGCUUUAGGAGUUGCAGCUGCUGAUUAAACGAUGGAACGCAAUCUUGAAUGCCGGAGAUCGUGGUUGGUAUCAAGAGCUGCUUAUCGGGGGGCUAUAUUUCAAGAUGGCACCCCAGAAAAUACAGAUUUUUUUUAAAAGUUUUGAGUUGUACUCCUUGAGGAAUUUGUUUGCUCUUGUUUGUACCGAUCGGUACAAGCCACCUUUUCUCCAACCAGUAGAUGUUAUCUAAGAAAUCUGUCACAUUAAUUUUAUGUAGAGACUGUUGAGUCAUCUAUCCGCGUUACUGAGAUGCACUUGCGUCUAGUGGAGCCAUACCGCAUCAUCUUUGUAAAUGUUUUUCCUCUGCUAAGGUUCCCUUUUUGACCAAAAGGAUAUUGUGUUGGAUAACAGUGGUGAUUAUCACCACAUGAUCCGGCGAGAAUUUUUUUAGCUCAUGAGCACUUCUUGAGGCAUUUGCAGCACCUCGUGACUUCGUCUUUGGUUUUGUUCCUACACUUCGGGCUUGCAACGUUGAUCAUGGUUAUCCGACUCUAAUAAAACGGUCCGUUGAUAGCACU
Molecule: messenger RNA, 5644 nt
Organism: Marchantia polymorpha subsp. ruderalis
Lineage: Eukaryota; Viridiplantae; Streptophyta; Marchantiopsida; Marchantiales; Marchantiaceae
Source: the annotation of a GenBank genome assembly